UCAAAAUGCUGUUUUUUCCUUUGGCAUUACAGGUGCCAGUGAAAGCGUGGGAAAGCACAUGCUUGAGGCAUGCAACAAUAAUCUGGAGAUGGCUGUCACCAUGUUUCUGGAUGGCGGAGGCAUAGCAGAAGAGCCUAGCACCAGUUCUGCAGGGGUGUCUGCUGUUCGACCGCACACUGAGGACGAAGUACGAGCUCCGAUUCCCCAGAAACGAGAAAUUUUAGUGGAGCCUGAGCCCUUUUUCGGAGCUCCUAAAAGACGCAGACCUGCGCGCUCAAUAUUUGAUGGUUUUCGGGAUUUUCAAACAGAAACCAUUCGACAGGAGCAGGAGCUACGAAACGGAGGGGCAGUAGAUAAGAAACUCACUACUCUAGCAGAUCUCUUCAGGCCUCCCAUUGAUCUGAUGCACAAAGGCAGCUUUGAAACGGCCAAGGAGUGUGGACAAAUGCAAAAUAAAUGGCUCAUGAUAAACAUCCAGAACGUGCAAGAUUUUGCCUGCCAGUGUCUGAACAGGGAUGUCUGGAGCAACGAGGCAGUUAAGAACGUAAUCCGGGAGCACUUUGUCUUUUGGCAGGUGUACCAUGACAGUGAGGAGGGGCAGAGAUAUAUACAGUUUUAUAAACUGUCUGACUUCCCGUACGUCUCCAUCUUGGACCCCAGGACAGGCCAGAAACUAGUGGAGUGGCACCAGCUAGAUGUGACUUCUUUCUUGGACCAAGUGACUGGGUUCCUGAGUGAACAUGGCCAACUGGAUGGCCAUUCUACUAGCCCUCCCCAAAAAUGCUCUCGUUCGGAGAGUCUCAUUGAUGCCAGCGAGGACAGCCAGUUGGAAGCUGCUAUCAGAGCCUCGCUACAGGAGACGCAUUUUGAUUCCUCACAGGCCAAGCAGGAGAAUCGGUCAGAUGAGGAGUCAGAGUCGGAGCUUUUUUCUGGAAGCGAAGAAUUUAUUUCGGUUUGCGGGUCUGAGGAGGAGGAGGAAUCAGAGAUUCCUGCCAAGAUGAGGAAGUCUCCGCACAAAGACUUGGGGUAUAAAAAAGAGGAGAGUCGGAGGCCUCAGCCUGAGACCCCUGCAAGGACUGAACCUGGGACAACAUCGAAUCACAGAGUACUGCCUUGCAUAGAUGCAGGGGUGCUGGAGGAGUCAGCUGGCAAGCCUGAAAGUACAUUUCAGAGCCUAGAUAUGAAUGGACCAAAGGCACAGCUGAUGCUAAGAUAUCCCGAUGGAAAGAGAGAGCAAGUUUCACUGCCCAAGCAAGCUAAACUUCUGGCUCUUGUGAAACACGUCGAGGCAAAAGGAUACCCCAAUGAACGCUUUGAACUUCUCACCAACUUCCCUCGAAGGAAACUCUCCCACAUGGACUAUGAGAUCACGUUACAGGAGGCAGGCCUGUGUCCUCAAGAAACUGUCUUUGUGCAGGAGAGGAAUUAGCACUGUGGCCUGAGUUCUCCCAUCCUUCCUCCCCUCUCCUCUUUGCCUGGGACACCAACAUUAAAUAUGCAGUUGGGGGUCAUAAGACUGCAGUGCUGAAAUCAAGCAGGCAGCUGGUUGGCCCUUCUUUCUUCCCUUCUCCUGCUCUAGUGACCAAAUGAGAGUGUUCAGAGUUUUAUUUCCUUCCUCAGUUUGAGCCCUGC
Messenger RNA from Eurypyga helias (sunbittern), 1632 nucleotides. RefSeq names its product UBX domain protein 7 (gene UBXN7). Gene Ontology annotation, molecular function: ubiquitin binding. The transcript is spliced from 10 exons. The annotation marks the transcript as partial. Gene Ontology annotation, cellular component: nucleus. The record is from RefSeq and is a predicted model, not a curated record. NCBI's taxonomy places the organism in Eukaryota, Metazoa, Chordata, Aves, Eurypygiformes, Eurypygidae. Gene Ontology annotation, biological process: proteasome-mediated ubiquitin-dependent protein catabolic process.